Messenger RNA from Sphaerulina musiva SO2202, 1245 nucleotides. RefSeq lists its product as uncharacterized. Bases 1 to 1245 code for a protein of 414 amino acids. The record is from RefSeq and is a predicted model, not a curated record. The transcript is spliced from 2 exons. Lineage: Eukaryota; Fungi; Ascomycota; Dothideomycetes; Mycosphaerellales; Mycosphaerellaceae.
AUGGAGUCUGAAUUUGACAGACUGGAGAAGGCAUACGGUCGCCUCGAGCGUCAUGCUCGCUUGCGCGAACAUGCGUUUGAAGCGCAGCGCCUCCAUGAUCACAAUCUGAUCGAGGAGCAUAACGUGAGAUACGAUAAGCUCCGCGCCCUCUGUGAGCAAAAGGUCCACGACAGUCAUGAGAAGGCAACGCGCAAGGUGCAAGGCGCGCAAAAGAUGGCGUGGGACAUGAGCGAGAAAUGUGAAGCCAGCCGGAGACUUUGCAGAGAGCUUGAGAAUGAGAUAUCAACGCUCAAAGGAACGGUCCGGAGCAUGCAAUCCGCUCAGAUGGAGUCUGCCGAUGCAACACGCUGGCCUUCCCAACCUGCGUCGACUAUCGAACACAAGCUCAAGGUGCUCUUGUCGCAUGUGCGACAGUGGGCAAAUAGGCAUUCCAAGUUGCCAUUGGAGGAGCUUUCCGAAAAUCAGACAUUCAACACCAUAGUCAAUCGUCUUGUAGAUCGGGGUUGCCUAGCGGAUCCGGUCCGAUUGAUGAAGUGCCUGAGGGAUAGCAAGAUUAUGCAGAAGCCAGGAAAAGCUUUCUCUUUGCUUUUGACUGCUGCAGUGUCGUUCGAAAUCAUGCAGAAGAUCAUCGGGGAUCCUUUCUUUGCCUUCGCUGGACGAUCAGAAGACAAUAUGCUUCCGGCCCAUUAUGGACAAGUUCUGACAGAGCUGCUCAAGUUCCUGAAUGAUGGUGAUGAGAAAUCGUGCGAAGCUGUGAGAUGCCAGAUUUUGCGCCUGCUUCAGCCAGCUACCAACAACCAAAGUGAGUCCGCUGGUCAAAUUCGAUAUGUGAUUGAGCGGAGUCAGAAGUCUGCAGUAUCGGUGCUUGCCGCGACUAUCAUGGAGAACUUCAUGGGUGAGCAAUCGGAGGACGAGAGCAUUCCCGCACGGAUGGGACUUGAGUCAAUCAUGCUCGAGGCGGUAGAGCUGUCUAGUAGCUUGUGGACACGGAUGGCACGCAUCCAGACAGCGAACCUCCCAGUGCUAAGCGCUAUUGAGGAGAGCGCACUGGUGUACAGGUCCUCAUCGAAGUGGCUCGAACCGCACAGCAUUCACGGCAUGGCCCUUGAGGCAGACCCAAAGUCGCUGGACGGAUGUGAUGUCGUUCUCCUCUGCAGUCCAGCUAUCCUCCGUGCCGGCAAUUCCGAUGGCGAGGACUACCACAAGGGUAGCCUGCUCAAGAAGGCAGUCGUGUGGCUAGGCUGA